GAAGAAGAUCGUCACGUGAUCACCCGUCAACAUCCAUGCGCAUGCUGAAAAAUCACCGUAAACACUACUUUACUCAGCAUUAGAAAUCAACCCUAACUGUGAACCUGAGCUGGAGGUAAAAAUCACCUAAAAUGAGACGUUUGGGCUCCGUGCAGCAGAAGAUAGCGUGUGUUUUUCUGACGGAGGUGAAGGAAGAAGAGUCGAGGAAACGGGACUAUCAGGUGAGUGAAGAGCAGACGUGGAUGCUGCUGCUGAUGACUUAGAGACAACUGAUGGACUUUUAGUCUCUGUAGAGGAUUUUAAUCAAAGAAACAACUCCAUUUUAUCCUGGUUUUAAGGAUUUAGAUGAAUCUUAGUGAGCGCUAUUUCCUCACAGGCCUGUAAUGAUGAGCCAUCCUCCCUCUGUACUGCUGUUUGACAGACUGUCAUGUGUUCACUUUCACUCUUUCAUUCAGAGACAGAUCAGAAAAACAUUAAAACAAGUACUGAGUAUAAAUAUGUAUAGAAUAGAGUAUCAGAGUAUAACAGAUGAUUAAUGUUUAGUUUAAUAAAACUGGACUGUGUAAAGAAACUCUGGUACGGAUGGAGCUGUGAGCUAAAGGGAGAAAAAGUGCCUAUAAAUAAAAACAGAGGAGUUUCAUGGAGUGAAGGGAAAAUGUGAGAUUUAAAGAGCAAAAAUAUAUCACCUUAUUGAAUCAGAGAGGGACCUAGGGCUGGGACGAUAUGCUUUCUUACCGACUCGAUUCUUCUACGAUUUUUUGGAUGCCGAUUCGAUUUAAAUUACGAUUUUACGAUAUUGUCGAUUUUCUCGAUUUGAGUUGAGAAUGUUUAUGAUUGUCCACUGACUAUUACAGGAACCAUAUUUCCCCCAAAAAUACACAUCACAUGUAAGUCAGAUUUAAGGUCCUUACACACGCAAAUAUACAACGUGAAAUUACAAAAUAUUCAGACAACAACACGCAAUCUGAUUGGUCAGAAGUGGACACACAGUAUGCGAAACUUUAGAAAAAUCGACAGUGAUGCGAAAAAAUAGAUGCCGCAAUAUCGCAGGACGGGAAAACGUCGCUGAUGUGAACGCUUGUAUUGACAGGAUACGGGUUCAAAAAAAAUAUUGACGCCCGAAAUAAUCGCACGAAAAAAAGGCUCCUGGUGUGAAAGGAUUUGAAAAAAAAAAUCAAUUUUUGAACAUAAAGCUCGAUUUAAAAAUUGUAAAACAAAAAAUAGCGACGCUUACGUGAACAGAUUUUUUUCUCCCACCCCUAAAAGAAACAGAGGAACUUUACAAGACAUACAUUAUACCACAAUAAACACACAUGGCUCAUCAAUGCAGUAAACCAGCAGCGGUGUUGAAAAAGAUUGAUAUGAGAGUGAUGUCUGUCAUGUUUUAUAGAAAGAUCUUUGUCCCUUUUCAGCCGUUUCAGGUUGUUGCCACGGAAACUGUGAACCCAAUUGCUCUAGAGGCCAACAUCGACUGUGCGCUGGCCACAGAAAAACUCGACGGCACUUGCUGUUAUGUUACACUUUACAAAGGUGGGUUAAAACUACCGUAGACUCCCUCUGAAAUCGAAGGAUUAACAUGAUACUGUUUCAUACCACUCUGUAGGCCAAGAAUAGAAGAUUUGAAUGGUUUAGGUUUAUGUUUAUUAUCUGUUUCCUGUAGGCCAAGAAUAGAAAUUUGAAUGGUUUAGGUUUAUGUUUAUUUUCUGUUUCCUGUAGGCCAACCUUACCUCUGGGCUCGAUUGGACAGAAAACCAAACAAGCAGGCAGAAAAGAGGUUCAAAAAGUACCAGCACAUGCACAGGAGCUGCAAAGGUACCUCAGCCCUUGUGAUCUUUGCUUGUAGACUGUUAAACAUUUGUUCCUUCUCUUCAGAGAUGGACGUGUUAUCUUAUAUCCUUCUUGCCUUGGUUUCCAGGUUUCUCGUGGAACAUAGAAGAUUUUAAGACGGUACCAGAGCCGUGGAUUCCUGCGCACAAAGUCAAACACCAAAACGGUCACCCGGUGCCUGAUGAGCACGGACACAUCCCAGGUCUUUUUAAACCUCAUUGAAGAUCAUAAUGUUUAUCUCUGAUCAUGUGGAUGUACAACAGGAGACGUGUCAUUCCUCGAGCAUAAAUUCAAGGCUCCAUUUUGUCUGAGUUUAUGAUAAAGUGAACAUGCUGUUGCACCAGGACAGCAGGUCACCCUCAUGUACAUAGGCUCAUACUUGUUUAAAAUAGUUAGAUUACAUUCUCAGACCUUGCGCCUAUGUUGGAAACACACUGAGUAAAUACAGCAGUUAUGUAAAUAAACAAAACAGACACAUGAACUCUGUGUUCUCAGUGUUCCUGUAAAAGAAACACUUCUCAGUUUUUGCGGAGAACUUGAGUAAGAACCUGUGGUCAAACGAGUAAAAUUACGGAAAAAUCCCACGUAUCCUGCAUCGUUAUUUUACCGUUAGCCACAGUUUUAAUUGGAUGAUUGAAACAGGUCUCACCACUCACGACUGCUUGUAAGAUUCCUCACUCAUGUUGGUUUCAACUCCGUCUCCCUGUGGAUAACACCGCCUGCACAGGUUUUGAUUUACUCCUUUGUGAAUGUCCAGGCUGGGUUCCGGUGGAGAAGGACAAUAAACAGUACUGCUGGCACUCCUCUGUUGUGGACUAUGAAGUCGGGACAGCUGUUGUUCUCAGGCCCAGCGCUGACGAUAAAGAAGUGUUAGAAAUCGUGGCGGCCCCUUUGGCGGAUCUGAUGGAACAAACACUUGAGCUCAUUGGAACAAACGUCAAUGGAAACCCUUAUGGUAACAAGCUGUGACGGCGCUUUCCUUAACCUGUUUAAGACUGAAUGUGGUGACAGGGAGAGUGGGGAGUUGAGGAAGUGGCUGUUGAAGCUUAGCAGAACAUCUUGAUCUUCAAAAGACGAAUAAUUAAAGAAAUACCUGAAACAAUCUUUCAUCGUUCCUCGCAGGACUUGGUAGUAAGAAGCAGCCGGUCCACUUCCUGGUGUCUCAUGGGAGCGUUCGAAUCAGAAACCCUCCCCCUGUGGACUUCCAGCAGCUGUGCGCCUGGUUUCAGGAGAGUCCAGAGGGUCGGGUGGAGGGCAUCGUCUGGCACUGUGAUAAUGGCACGCUUAUCAAGGUAAGAAAAAAUCACCAACUUUGCUCCCAUCACGCUACAACUCUAAUUCUCGUACCAUGACGACUUUUCUAUGACGUUAUUAUCUCAUCCUUAUUUGGCUUUAAUACUCUGACGUACCUCUCAAAGUGAGUUUUCCUGCAUGAUGACAGAUUUUAAAGACAAACUUAUAAAUUGUCAGUCCAGCAGCUUUGAGUUCAGCGUUCUCUCUCUCUCUCUCUCUCUCCCUCUCUCUCUGUCUAGAUCCAUCGUCAUCACCUGGGGCUGAGGUGGCCUGAUGGCGAAACCUCCCUCAGCGAGAAGCCAGCAGUCGUCCACGUUGACGGGACGGUGGAUGAAUACAACAACAGCAAGGACUUGUUUGCAUCCCUCUCUGCGUUAAACGGACAAUGUUUCAGCCGGCUGCAGGACGUUCGGUUCGACCUGUGAGCAGACUCUGCAGACUCAGCGAGGGUUUCUUCAUUCGUAAUUCCAGUCAACUUGGUUACAGUUUGAUGUUUACUUUGCAGAAAUGUGUAAAAAUGACCAACAGGAAGUUUUGAACAACUGAAGUUACUUAAAAGUGUUAAGAAAUUUACUGUAAAUACCGACACUACGGCACUUUCACAGCUGAGCAGAGUUUUCUAGUCAGUUUGGAAACAGCUUUAUUGAAAAAUACACGAACACUUUGCCACAACUGUACAAAUAUAGAGAAAAUAACCUAAUUACAUUUAAUUAUAUCACAUAUUAAGAGAAAACAGCUGCCUGAGGAGCAAUUUCACCUCACUGCUCAAAUGUAAACGUCUGUUUUAAUUUUUUUGCUUUUUUGGGGGGAUUGGACCAAGAUAUGAAACUGUUAUAACUUAAAAACCAUAAAGCGUACAGUGCUGCUGUAAAAGUAUUUCACAGAAAUAGUGCUAAAGGUGAAUUUUUCUUUCACUCAGAGUGGGAGUUUCUGUAAAAAAUGAUUAUUUAUGUAGCAAAUUAGACCAAAGCCCUUUAAUCCUGAGUACCGUUAAAGUAAAAGCAGGAUGAAUAAAGAAAUAAUGCUUCACAUCAGGAGCUGAGAAUGACUGCAAAUGAAAAAAAACAUGCCUGCUGCAUGCUGGGUAAAAUAAAAACAGAGGUAUUAAUGAGUCUACAUAUUGUCAGACAAAUAAGCCGAGGUUAUUCCAACUGAGUUUACAGUAAUUUAACGUAUUACUUAUUCCAGAUUAAGUGUAAAAUCUGCUCAUAUUUGUUGUGUUGGGAAAAUAAAGAGUCAAUCUUAAAUUAAA
Messenger RNA from Xyrichtys novacula (pearly razorfish), 4372 nucleotides. Lineage: Eukaryota; Metazoa; Chordata; Actinopteri; Labriformes; Labridae. The record is from the annotation of a GenBank genome assembly.